Durusdinium trenchii is the source of this 348-nucleotide messenger RNA. The record is from the annotation of a GenBank genome assembly. NCBI's taxonomy places the organism in Eukaryota, Dinophyceae, Suessiales, Symbiodiniaceae.
AUGCGAAGCGCCAGGUUUCAGCCCUUCCAGUCCUACUAUUUGACUGCACGAUGGACAUAUGCAGCAAGUACAGCAAGUAUUUACAUGAGACAGGAGACUGAGAAGCCAAUUCAAGAGAACAUGAAGAGAAUCCAAUCAGAGCUCGAGGUGGCAAAGGCUGACUAUUGCAGGGGGCCCAUGGUGAUGUUUGUGGGAGCUUUCAGUGCUGGCAAGUCCACCCUCAUCAACACUAUAUUGGGUCAGAAAGAUCACUGCAAGGUUGGAGUGCGACCCACUACCACUGACCUUCAUAUUUCAUUCCAUGGCGUGGAAUUUCACUCGUGGACUCGGCCGGCCUUGAUGCUAUGA